Molecule: messenger RNA, 1146 nt
Organism: Thelazia callipaeda (thelaziosis nematode)
Lineage: Eukaryota; Metazoa; Nematoda; Chromadorea; Rhabditida; Thelaziidae
Source: the annotation of a GenBank genome assembly
AUGUUAUUUUCUGCCAGACAUCCAUUAGUCAGAUUAUUCCGAACUCCUUCUAUCAAUCUAGCGGUGACUUCACGUGCAUUAGCUAUCAAUAAACAGUGUAUUCCCAAAAAUGAUGAUAUGUACCGUUUCAGAUCUCAUAUUUUGCCUCAAAAAAAGGCUAAAAUAGCGCGAUAUGGUGGACGCCAUAUGGUUACCUUACUUGCUGGUGAUGGUAUUGGUCCAGAAAUGACUAAUCAUGUCAGAAGAAUUUUUAUGCAUGCUGAUGUACCUGUGGAUUUCGAAAAAGUACGACUGGACUCUAAUAUUCAACCUUUGGAUGCUGAUAUGGAAUAUGCUUUGUUGUCGAUCCAGCGUAAUGGAGUAGCUCUAAAAGGUAACAUAGAAACUAAAUUCGUUGAUCCGCAUUAUACAUCAAGAAAUGUCCAACUACGGCGCUGUCUGGAUCUUUAUGCAAAUGUUUUGCACUGUGUGAGCGUGCCAUCAAUUCCAUCACGUCACACCGGUUUGGAUAUACUUGUAAUAAGAGAAAAUAUGGAAGGUGAAUAUUCUGGACUAGAACAUGAAGCAGAGAAAGGAGUUGUUGAAAGCUUGAAGAUAGUCACACGCAAAAAUAUAGAACGCAUUGCUCGAUUCGCUUUUGACUAUGCUAUAAAAUACAAUCGAAAGAAAGUAACUGCAAUUCAUAAGGCUAAUAUACAAAAACUUGCAGAUGGCUUGUUUUUGAGGAUUUGUCAGAAAAUAGCUGAAACCGAAUAUCCUCAACUCCGUUUUGAAACUAUGAUUAUCGAUAACGCAUCAAUGCAGCUUGUCUCCAGACCUCAGCAGUUUGAUGUUAUCAUUUCACCAAAUCUUUAUGGUAAUGUAAUUUCGAACAUAGCUUGCGGUCUUAUUGGUGGAGCUGGUGUAGUUUCAGGCGUGAAUAUUGGUCCUGAAUAUGCUGUUUUUGAGACAGGGACAAGAGGAAGAGGCACGGAAUUAGCAGGAAAAAAUAUUGGAAAUCCAACUUCUUUUAUUCGAGCCAGUGUUGACAUGUUGAAAUAUCUAGGACUCGACAGUUAUGCUAAUUUUAUCAGUGACUCCUUGUUUACUGUAUUAACAAAACGCAAUAUUCACACAGCUGAUAUUGGAGGCAAGCAAAUCAUUUAA